Molecule: messenger RNA, 1686 nt
Organism: Rhagoletis pomonella (apple maggot)
Lineage: Eukaryota; Metazoa; Arthropoda; Insecta; Diptera; Tephritidae
Exons: 2
Coding region: 241-1686 (481 amino acids)
Source: RefSeq, a predicted model, not a curated record
UACUCAUAAUAAUUACCGUCCCUGAAUAAUACACACUUUUCCGUACGUCUUUACUCUAGAAAACAUGAGCCGGCCAUCGAAAAUUAUAAGUUCGGCGUAAUAAAACUUCUUGCUCGGCACAUAGAUGUGAAACAGCUGAUUUACAUGUGAAACGUUUAUAGAAAAGAAAAAUAAAAGCAUUUUCGUGUGUGAAGUGAUUCGCGUUUUUAUUAAAUUGUGGACAUUAAUAAAUCAAAUAAAAUGCUGGGAAGUCGGCGAAACUUAAAAAGCGAGGUAGUGAGUGUCCCGGUAGCAUCUGAACCACGCGAUUAUGAGUCUCAUUUGCAAUCAAAUGCAAAUAUAGUUUCUGGAAAUGAUCCUGCUAACAGUGUGCGUCCAAUUUCUUUAAAAGAGCAGCUAAAAGAUUGGGCUUUGAAACACAAGCCAAGUAGGGAGUGUUGCAAUGAUAUACUUGCAAUUCUUGCUAGACAAAAUCUCGAUGUCCCAAGGGAUAUUAGAAGCCUCAUACCAAAAAAAAGCAAGUUGGUUAUUAAGAGUGUACCUCCUGGGUUUUAUUCUCAUUUUGGCAUAGAAAAACAAUUAAUGUCUUUUGGUGAUUAUGUUUCUCAAUUCGAAGAAAUCGUUUUCGACAUAAAUGUUGACGGAAUACCUUUGUUUAGAAGCUCAAGGGUUCAACUCUGGCCAAUUUUGAUAAGAAUUUUAAACUUUAAAGUCAAUAACAUUUUGCCAGUAGGUAUUUACAUUGGAAAACAAAAACCAAAAGAUUUAGAAGUUUAUUUGCUGGAUUUUGUUCAAGAACAUGAUAAUCUUUCGAAGACUGGUAUUUGCGUUAGUAAUAAAAUAGUUAAGCUUAGAUUGAGGGCGGUGAUUUGCGAUGCUCCGGCUACAGCUUUUAUAUGUGGCACAGUUGGACACACAUCUUCCCACGGUUGUUCCAAGUGUACACAGGUAGCACGGAAAAUCGAUCAGGUUUUGACGUACACUACAAAUUCAGACAAACUAAUUACAGAUGAAGAUUUCACGGAGAGGCGACUGAAAAAUCACUUCAGCAAAAAGUUUAGGUCAGAGGCUUCUCCCUUGGAAACUCUUAAUAUAAAAAUGGUAAGCCAAAUUGCUCUUGACACUAUGCACCUUAUUGAUUUAGGGGUGGUAAGGAAAUUUCUAAUACGCUUGCUGAACAACAAAACCAGUUUGGAGUACAAAGCUCCUAAGGAAAAUCUUAGUACCAUUUCGACUAAAUUAGUCUCCCUUAGAAAGUAUAUUCCACUAGAAUUUUCCCGUCGACCGCGAGGUUUUGAAGACAUUGUUCAUUGGAAAGCAACGGAAUAUCGCCAAUUUUUGCUUUAUACAGGGAUACUGGCAUUAAAAGGAAGCAUUCAUGAUGAACUCUACUAUGAAUUCCUCUUACUCCACUGCUCAUGCAGACUUCUAUCGUGUCCAAGAUCCUACGAAGAAAAUAUAUCGCUUUGUCAAAAUAUGCUAAGCCUAUUUGUGGAAAACUUUCCAAUAGUUUUCAAAGAAAAUAGUGUGAGCUAUAAUGUACACAGUCUUUUACAUCUUACCGAGUGUGUAAAGCAAUUUGGUGUUUUGCAAAAUUUUUUCGGCCUAUGGCUUCGAAAAUUAUCUUCAGAUUUUAAAAGGCUACGUAAAAAAACCACAAUGCGUACUCAAGCAAAUUUACAAUAA